AUGACGGCUUGUACACAAGGUCCUCCACGGCAACUAGCCCGGGGCACUACACAAGCCGUCGAUUCUGCACAGCAUAUCGCUCGCUGGAUUGAUGAGUUUAUACACGACUAUCCGGCGGACUCUCCUUUUCCCCCGUUUCAUCAGGUCGACCUGCAAGAGGCGCUGCCAGCCAUAUGGGAGCUCCUCAAUGCUGAGCAUGUACAGUCGAGAGGCGGAGCUGCGGGAUCCUUAUCAUGGCGUCAGGGCUUCUCCGAGGAAGAGUAUGCACUCCAAAGACUUGAAAAGAUGUUCAUGCGCGCUUGUCCAAGCCCUCCUGCCGCCGGAAAGGAUCAGUCGACGACGCGAUCUGCUGGCACAACAAGCGAUCUUGACCAGCACUGGGCUUUGGAGGGGUAUCAUGUAAAGAAGAAGCAGAUAAUCGGAAGCUUGUUCCGCAUACUGGAAAGGAUGGGCGUCGAGACCGUCGAGCAAGUGCGGGAGACGCUGGUUGCUCAAGGCCUCCUGUACCCAAUCAGCAGCUGGACGAGUCCCCUCCCGGAAUGGGUGUACGAAGAUCCUUUUGACAGCGCCAAUCCGCUGGCGGCAUGGGGACCGCCUGAUGAACCUGGUUUUUACCGGUAUGACGAGCAUGGGCGGCUUGGGGAAGGACCUUUUACCACUCGACAGAUACGCUUCUACCUGAACCACAAGCGGUGCAAGCUCUGGGUCCAGAACGCGCCCACGCAGUGCAGGCAAGACGGGCUCUUGGACGACCUCGACACGCGCUGCAGGUGGUUCCACUGCCCCAGCUCGCGCAACCUGAUUGCCACGGGCUGGCUGCGCGUGGCCUUUGACGAGUUUCCCGAAGACACGACGACCACGGCAAGGAGCCCCUUCAAGGUAGCCAUGGUCAUGCACCUCUUUUGCUUUGAGCAAUGCUUCGACCCGGUCGAGUUCCAGCUCAGAAAGGUGCCAGGGGCGGACGCCAAGCCCAUGCUCGAGCCCGAACUUAGGAAGUUCGCAGGCAACUGGCAGGCGGGGACCGGAGUCGAGUGCAAAUACAGGUCCCUGUCGCUGGAGAGAUUCGCCCACGACGCCGUCGUGGCAAAGGUAUACGAGCCGUGGAUGAGGAGCAAGGCAGAGGAGCGCGAGAGGGCGGGGCCGGCCAAGCUACCGCGGCAGCAUGAAGAUUCGCUGUCUUACGCCAUCGUCGCCGCGAAACUGCACCUCGGGCUGGGUCAGGGCCAGGGUACGCGGCAAGCGAAGCGCGACGACCUGAACGAGGGCGUCCCCGAGGAGAUGCGCCGGACCAUCGACUACCAUGUGGGCGACCUGAAAAAGUACUCGAUUCUAGGACCAUUGCGCAGAGCCCUCAAGAAGAAGCCGGAGCCCAAAGAGCCCAACCCGGACCGCAGAGGGGCCAAGGCUCGGUCAAAGCGCGGUCCGGAGGACAAAGCCACCACGUACCGGGGCAACCAGGUGGCUGGGCCGGCACCGGACGAGACAUGGACGUUUCCGAGCCAGCAGCCGCCGGCAAAAAGACGCAAGUAG
Ustilaginoidea virens is the source of this 1530-nucleotide messenger RNA. RefSeq lists its product as uncharacterized. The record is from RefSeq and is a predicted model, not a curated record. The transcript has 2 exons. Lineage: Eukaryota; Fungi; Ascomycota; Sordariomycetes; Hypocreales; Clavicipitaceae. Bases 1 to 1530 code for a protein of 509 amino acids.